CCUUGGAACAAGAUGUGCAAGGGACUGGGUCUCUGUUGCGGCCUCCUGUCACUCGGCGCCUUCAUCUCCUGCUUUGUGACCCUGCACAUGCUGAACAAGAUCAUCCACAUCCAGUUGGACGCCGCCCUUCAUGUCAGCAUCGAAUUGGAGGCCAACGAAGCCUCCGGCGCCCGCUGCCAAAGGACCCUGAUCGUGGACAAUCCGGAUGCACCGCAUCUCAGCUGGCUGGAGCUCUUCUACAUGCGCUGGACGGUGGUGUUCACGCUGAUCUACUCCUUCGCUGCCACGCUCCUCAUCCGGGCCAAGUACUUGGGCAACUUUCAAAUUAACAUGGCCACCUCCAAUGCGAUGAUACUGAUGGGAUCUCUGCUAUCGGUGGUGCUGCUGGUGGCCACUGUUGUCCUCCAUCAUCGCGAGCCCUUCAUGGAUCUGUGGUGCAACGACUUUAUCGUCUACCAUCUGUACUACAUCGCCCUAACCACCGCGUCAUCAGUGGUUUUCUUCCUGGCCCACUUCUGCCAGGAGCACCUCAAGUUGCCACAGCCGCAUGCGGAUCGAGGCAUGCGGAUCUGAGUGGGUAAACUGCAUCAUUCCAUGGUUGGAACCACUGCAUCGUUUACAACCAGCCUUAAAAUACCAGGCAAUGUAGUGGAGUAAUACAUCAUGUUUUAAAAUUACUCCAACAAAAUCCAUGGAGAUUAUCAUUUAAGCACGAAACCAAAGUAUUUCAAAAUAAAAAACAGUAUCCCAGAUAAAAUCUGAAUAAUAAUACCAAUUGCCUCUAAUUUGUUUCUGUUACAAUUUUCUAGUGAUUUUAAAACAGCUAUUUAUUUGCCUAACGUGUGCCACCAAUAUUAAAUUUCUACUUAAAUUCCCUACAAAGACCAUCGAUAUCGCUAGCCGUAUCAAUAAAAAUGCACUAAGGUUUUAUGUAAUUUGAUUUUUAUUCAAACAAUUUGCUUUCAUUUGGUUGGUUGGUUUGUUUUCUUAUUUUUGUUUGUUUGUAGUUUAUUUGAGUGUUGACUGCAGUUCAGGAAAGGCAUAUUCACGUUCCUCGAAGUUUGCUUUUGCUUAUUUUGUGUAAGAUUUUGAAACUAGGGGCUAAACGUUAAACUAAAUACAUCAAAUGAGUUGUUGUCGUUUUUAUGUUUUGUGAGGCCUUUAGCUAAAUAUGCGAAACGUUCGGAUAUCAGAAAUCGCCAGUUCAGGUGCCCCUAAAACCAGCUCAUUCAAAACCUAGAGCUUCGGAAUAACCCUGGUACAUAAUUUAUUGCUUGAGAUGUGAAGAUGGGGCAAACAAUCUCAGAACUUAAGUAGACCUCCCUCUUCCUCUCCGCUUCUCUCUUCUCAAUAUAUAUAUAUAUAUAUAUAUGUAUAUAUCCUUCGUGUAUAAAUCUAACUUUAGGUUUUUUUUUUUGCUUGCAAUUUAUGUACUUAAAACUAGUUUCAGGGAUUAUAGGGAAUUAUAAAUCUUAGUGGGUACAGGUUAGCCAGCUAGACGGUAAUUGAUUUAUCAUACGGUAGUCCUACUUAUUCCGAUUCUCGCCCUAUUAUAGACUUUUGUGGACUCUCCCUCCGAAUUACCAUGGAUUGUGGUGGAUUGGGGGCUAGCACGAUUUGGUAAGGUAAUUUCAUCUUGCUUUUCGUAUUGGAUGCGAGACCUUUAAGGUUCGCUCUGGCCUGACUCGAUCUCCGCUAACGCAAAUUUCUCUCUGCGAUCUUAGGAUCUAAUAAAUAAAUGUUUCUUGGUUUUCUUUUCCAUGUAUUUUUUUCUUUUUUUUUUUGUAAUAGACUUUUUUCUGUUUGAUUUAAUAUUUAUUUAUCCGUUUUGUUCUCUGCUUAAUGCAAAGCUUAUUCGCCAUCUAUCAGUUAUUUAUUUAUUAUGUUGUAUAUAAUUAAUUGUUGGUAUAAUGCAGUCUUUACGGCAAAACAAAAACAGAAUUAUGCUAUUUGAUUUCUUAAUUUGUUUUUUCUUAGUUAUCAUCGAUACUUGCAUCAUUUCAUUGUUCUCAUUAAAUACAUAAUAAUCAAAAAUAUAUCUGUAUACUAUAUUAAUAUUUAGUUUUGCUUUUUUAAAGU
Molecule: messenger RNA, 2079 nt
Organism: Drosophila rhopaloa
Lineage: Eukaryota; Metazoa; Arthropoda; Insecta; Diptera; Drosophilidae
Exons: 3
Coding region: 13-573 (186 amino acids)
Source: RefSeq, a predicted model, not a curated record